CGGAAAGGAAGUUGAGAUGAGUUUCUCUUCGUCUUAUUCGUUUUCGUCAUCGUCCGCGUGGCCGUGGAAGUCCAUCGCGCAGUAUGCAGGUCUGGCAGCAGCUGUGGGUCUGGUCUUCUACCUCACGUCGGAGCGACGGCCUCGGCGGCGCACCCUGAAGCGCGAGGAGCUGGUCAACAUCCUGUUGGACCUGUCCAAGGACAUGUAUGUGGUCUUCACCGACCUGGCGCAGGUGUCGCAGAGCAUCCACCGCCAGCUGGUGUCCAAGGGGCUUGACAAGCAGCUGGACAGCGAGCAGCUCGAGGGCAUGCUGAUGAUGCAGGGCAUGCAGCAGAAGUUCAAGGACACCCAGCUGGCCGUCUUCGACCGCCACAAGGUCAGCGAGGGCGACGUGGAAACCGCCACCAAGAAGCACGAGGACGACCCCGAGGUGCAGAAGUACGUCAAGGGCCUCAAGGUCAUGUACAGCGAGGCCAUCAAGGGAGACCUUCCGAUGUUCCCCGGCCUCCAGCUGCCCGACACCCUCACCAAGGACAAGUACUUCGAGAUCCUCGAGGACAUCAACAACGAGAAGCUCAAGCGGUUCCGGCCCAUCCUGAGCGAGAUGAGGAGCGACAGCAGCAAGGCCACCAGCCCGGCGUCGCGGGAGGCCGGCGCCCUGCCGUCGAGCGAGCUGACGAUGAAGCUCAAGGACGCCAGCGAGGCCGUCGAGGCCGAGAUGAUUGUCAAGCACGCGGCCGUCCUGGGCGAGAAGAUGAUGUUCGCGGCCGCCAAUGCCGCCUUCUCCAAGGACGCCGACUUUCGCAAGCGGCGGUCGGAUGUCGACGCUGCCCACCAGGAGCGCAUUGUCAACCUUAUGAAGACUAUCAGUGCGGGGGGUGGUGGGGGCGGGACUGGCAGCAGCAGCAGUGCUGCCAAGGGAUGAGGAAUGGCUGGCUGCUGAUGGGGGUGUCUGUCUGUCGAGCCAAUCUAUCGCUUUGCUGCGGCUGUGUGUGUGUGUGCACAUUUCUCUCUCUUCUGUUCAUACGUGCCCACAGGGGAGGGAGGAAGGGCUAUGGGAGCUGUCGUUACGACCUUGUUUAAGCGAGCCUUGUUGUAGAGUUUCUACUGUGACGUACAUGGAUGGUAUGUGAGUGCCUGGCCCGUCAGCGGGCCGGCGCGGGAGCCAACAAUGAUCAUUCACUCAUUCCCUGUUGCAGUCCUGCACUUGGAUGCUUUACAUCCACCCUCAGACAGUGACUUUCUCCCCACACAUGACAUGAGAUGACAUGACGUGAUGUGUGUGUGGGUGAACGGCUGGGUGGGAUGGGACGGACCAUUGCGUACACAGCACACGAACCAUUCCCACCCCCCCGGUUUGUGUUCUGCAAUCAAGAAGCUACGC
This is a messenger RNA of Vitrella brassicaformis, 1384 nucleotides long. NCBI's taxonomy places the organism in Eukaryota, Vitrellaceae. The record is from the annotation of a GenBank genome assembly.